Molecule: messenger RNA, 2698 nt
Organism: Dinoponera quadriceps
Lineage: Eukaryota; Metazoa; Arthropoda; Insecta; Hymenoptera; Formicidae
Gene: Nelf-A
Product: negative elongation factor A
Exons: 6
Coding region: 79-1704 (541 amino acids)
Biological process (GO): negative regulation of transcription elongation by RNA polymerase II
Cellular component (GO): NELF complex
Source: RefSeq, a predicted model, not a curated record
GUUGUUUUCUGGCGGGAAAGCGCACGUGGCGCGGCGCGCGGCGAGGUGCGACGACCGUGAGAAGCAAACAUUUCCAAUAUGGCGAACGCGAGGGACAGCAGGGACACAUCGUUGUGGCUGCAUAACAAACUCGGUACGUCGAACGAUAGCUGGACCGGCAGUUCGAUUUGCUCGCAGCUCAAUGCCGAGGUUCUGCGGAACAUCAAGGACUGUUUUCCCGACCUGCAGACGCAGGUCAAGCUCAAACUGCUACUCUCGUUCUUCCACAUACCCAGACGGAAUGUCGAGGAGUGGCGUGUGGAACUGGAAGAAAUUAUUGAGGUUGCGAUAUUGGACGGGGAGCUAUGGGUAUCAAUGUUAUCCGAAGCGAUGAAGACUUUCCCAUCGACAGGUUCAUUGAAUACGGACAUUAGCGACUUAGAAGAACACAGACCAAUCUUUGGCGAGUUGGUCAAUGAUCUGCGGAAACUGCUGAAAAAGCAGAACGAUCCAGCUAUGCUUCCUCUGGAGUGUCACUAUCUCAACAAGGCUGCGUUGGCCUCGGUGGUAGGUCAGCAACCUACACCGGUCAAACACUUCACUAUUAAGAGGAAGCCAAAGAGCGCAGCCUUGAGACAAGAAUUACUCCAAAAGAGUACAGACGCUGCUAAUAAUUUCAAAAAGAGCACAGCUCCCACUGUACCUGUAAGAAGCCGUGGAAUGCCGAGAAAAAUGACUGAUACGACGCCCCUCAAAGGCAUUCCCAGCAGGGUCCCGACGAGCGGUUUUCGCUCCUCUUCGCUCACCAGUUCAACCAUGUCCAACAGGACACCGAUUAGCAGUAGGAUGCGAAAGGACGGUGGUAUUAAGUUGUUGGACAUUAAUGAACAACCUCUCGGAUACGCUCAGGCGAAGAAGAGGAAAAAGAUGCUGGAGUUGGAGGAGCAGCAGAAGAAGGUCGCAGAGGCGCAAGCGACGGCUACGACCGCUGCCACGGCUCCGGCCGCUUCGCCGGUCAUCGAUACUCCGGUGACGCCGGAGUACGCGCAAGGACUGGCUCCGAUAAAUCCACCCGCCACUCCGGUCGCACCUCCAGUGGCCACCGUGGCACAGUCUUACGUUGCGCCUAAUACACCGAGCAACAUUGUCGUCACGACUACACCAACAACGCCUACCACGAUAACAGCACCUACGACACCUACUACACCUACAGCUGUAAUACCGCCAGCUGUAGUUACGACAACGGUGAUAACACCUGUGGAGAGCACACCUGUCGCCGUGCAAACGAUCAGACCGACUCAGACGGUCACGCAGAUUCGUAUACAGACCACCACGCAGUCCGGUGCGGCAGCUAAUACGAGAAAAGGCCUGUCUCUCACGCGAGAACAAAUGUUGGAGGCACAGGAGAUGUUCAGAACCGCGAAUAAAGUAACGCGUCCUGAGAAAGCCCUCAUCCUAGGUUUCAUGGCCGGCUCCAGGGACAAUCCUUGCCCGAAAUUGGGUAACAUAGUCACAGUGAUGUUGUCGGAGAACGUAGAAGAAGUAACGCAGGCGGAUGGCACGACCGUUCAGAUGUUGGUGGAGACCCACUUCCAGAUGAAUUAUAUGAACGGCGAAUGGAAGAGGAUAAAGAAGAAUCGGCGUGUCGUGACGGAAGAGACUGCCGCGUCGGCCUCUGCCGCUCCUACUCCCGCUCCAAACGCGACCGCCACGGCUUCCAAUUAAAUAAACAAUUUGUUUGAACUGACGUAACGCGUACAAUCGUGAGACGCAGCAUUCCCGCGUUCACUGAGGGAUAACGCACAUUGUGAUGAUUCGUCUUCUCAGCGAUUGAUUAAGGAAGGUGGCUGUUUCGGAAAAUAAAUCCGUGUCUCUGUAAAGUCUAGCGGAUAUCGUUGCAUAACGCAGCUCUCGAUUAUCACAGUUUGUUAUCUACAUGUCAUAAACUAUCCCUUCAUUGUCUUGCGCUAAUCUCAAGCCUUUGCAAUUCUUGUCUCGAGAUGUUAAUUAACCUUUUCGCGACGAGCUUAUCUGCUAUAGUGGUCGCCCGUGAAAUUGCCAUUAUAAUGGCCACUCCUGUGUGUAAAGGCCAAUCACACUGGCGAUUACUUUUCAACCAAUCAGAGCAAAACAGCCAUCGAUUGAGAUUAGUGACUGUCACUUGGGAAAUGUUCUAUUUUAUAAUCGACAAUUAAUAGAGUGAUUGGCCUUAAGAUUUGUUGCUGCUCUUGGAUCGCAUACGAACGUUGUUAAGACAUCUUUCUCUCGGGUGCAUAAUAAUAACAAUCAUUUGUCUGAUAUUCUAAUUACUCUAAUGAUAAGAGAAGUGUAUUUCUGGCCUGAAGGUCAAACUCUGUUUUAUCUCUGCACUGGCUCUGCUGCAUAAUACAUGCGCGCGUCUCGUUCUCCCGUACAGCGAUAGCGUCCUAGACAAUACAAAUUUCUUAAGAAGGUUCUAAAAAUGUCUGAAAGUGCAAGACGUCUUUUGGAUGUCUUUAGGACACUUGUUAGAAAUUUGUGUUGUCUUGGAUAGUCAACUCCGCCGCGAAAAGGUUAAUUGGAAAACAAGUGUCACAAAAGAUUAACUGAAAAAAAGUAAUAUGUCACAAUUAGAUUUCCCUGUAUCCUCGUUUAAUAGUAUUUUUUUUUUUUUUAAGUAGGAUAUUUAGUUUAUAAAUAAUGUAAAACCCAAUUUUGUAAUAAGUGUUGAUAUGUUAAA